AUGGUUUACAAGCGCCUACCCCGUCAGAUCAAGCACACUGAGGUUCGCUAUAUGGGCUAUUCGUGGCCCGACACGAAAGUGAAACUCGAUUCCACAUUCGUCUUGAUCACACGUCACCUCCCAGUCGCUAUCCUAAGGACAAGCCGCCAGGUCUAUGCCGAGGCGCACAGUAUCGUCACAGCUCUGAUCAAAAGCUUUGUGACAGAGUCGGAGCCGCGGGCCAUAGGCCGUGAGGACAAUGGGAAUGCGUUUCUUGUACUCGCCACAUUGAUAGCGACUGAGCGUAAAGCGCUUUUGACUGGUCAGCCUUACCAUGUGAGCGACGUCAUUCAGCGACACCCGUACCUUGCCUCUCAUCCAUGGGAAACCAGACGACCGCGCGACAUUGCAAUCUUUUUCGGUCAAACUGCACUGGCGAAAACGUCAGACACCGGGAUCUGGGUCGCCAAAAUCGCUACUGUAUACUUCCAGAAGCAGGAGAACGUGAUGGACAGGCUGCGUGCGCGGCAUUCCUUGAUCAUCGCCCCUGGCCCCCAAAGAACUCCUCCGAGCGUAUUAGAGUUUUUUCGACGGGAAUAUGAGUCUGGUCUCGGCGUUCUCGUUCAUACAAGCUUCAAGGGUAUCCUCGCAUACGCUCCCAACGAAGAGUACAAAGUCACAGCAAAGAACGUCCCUGUCAAACUCAACGUAGACAAGUUCAAUUCGGAUGGGACCUGGACCCUGGAGACUAGUAUGAGCCAGGAUGAUUGGAUUGGCAAUUGGGUGCCUUCUUCGUGA
Molecule: messenger RNA, 777 nt
Organism: Alternaria infectoria
Lineage: Eukaryota; Fungi; Ascomycota; Dothideomycetes; Pleosporales; Pleosporaceae
Exons: 2
Coding region: 1-777 (258 amino acids)
Source: RefSeq, a predicted model, not a curated record